Elgaria multicarinata webbii is the source of this 7766-nucleotide messenger RNA. It is a transcript of the gene PTPN3, whose product is annotated as protein tyrosine phosphatase non-receptor type 3. The record is from RefSeq and is a predicted model, not a curated record. The coding region runs from base 124 to 2937 and encodes 937 amino acids. Gene Ontology annotation, molecular function: protein tyrosine phosphatase activity; cytoskeletal protein binding. Gene Ontology annotation, cellular component: cytoskeleton; cytoplasmic side of plasma membrane; cytoplasm. The transcript has 27 exons. Gene Ontology annotation, biological process: protein dephosphorylation. Lineage: Eukaryota; Metazoa; Chordata; Lepidosauria; Squamata; Anguidae.
GGUCCUGCGUUGGUUUUCACGGGCGGCCACAGGUUGAAGUUGGGGCCCCACCCGCCCCACCGUGCGGUCGGUCGGUCGGUCGGUCGGGGGACGACGGAGCCAGCAGGUUCUUCAGCAAUAGUUAUGAACUCUCGGUUACGAGCACUAGGUGGAAGAAUAAAUAACAUUCGUGCUUCAGAUCUUCCAAAGGAACGAACCCGAUCUGAGAUCAUUUGCAAUGUCCACUUUUUGGAUGGCUCAGUGCAAAGCUUCAAAGUUAGCAAACAAGAUACUGGUCAGGUGUUGUUGGAUUUUGCUUAUAAUCACUUGGGUGUGACAGAGAAGGAAUAUUUUGGUUUACAACACUGUGAAGAGUCAGCAGAUUCACCAAGAUGGCUUGAAUCUGGCAAGCCUGUUCGGAAACAGCUAAAAGGAGGGUUCCCCUGUAGCCUGCAUUUCCGAGUAAGGUUUUUCAUACCUGAUCCAAACACAUUAAAGCAGGAAGAAACCAGACAUUUAUUCUUCUUGCAAUUGAAGUCUGACAUUUUAGAAGCAAGGUUGUUAUGCCCUGUUAGUUCAGCUGUGGUACUUGCAUCAUAUGCAGUUCAGUCUCAGCUUGGAGACUACAAUGCUUCCAUCCAUCUCCCAGGAUAUCUUUCAGACUAUCGCUUUACACCAGAGCAAAAUACAGAUUUUCUAACCAAAGUAGAAUCAUUACAUGAACAGCACAGUGGCCUCAAACAGUCGGAAGCAGAGUGCUGCUACAUUAACAUAGCAAGAACGCUUGAAUUCUACGGAGUAGAAUUACACAGUGGUAGAAAGUCAAAAGAGUCAUUGGCUUGCAUGGAUGAAACUAAGCUGAUUGCAAUUUGGGGUGCAGUUGAAGGUUUGGCAGUGAUAAAAGAUUUGCAUAAUCUUGACCUUAUGAUUGGAAUUGCUUCAGGAGGCAUUGCAGUAUAUAGAAAACUCAUUUGCACAAGCUUCUAUCCAUGGGCGAAUAUAAUAAAAAUUUCUUUUAAGCGAAAGAAAUUCUUUAUCCAGCAGCAACAAAAACAUAAUGAAUCCAGGGAACACGUAGUUGCCUUCAAUAUGUUAAACUACCGAGCAUGCAAAAACCUGUGGAAAUCUUGUGUAGAGCUUCACACAUUUUUCCAGGCAAAGAAGAUGCUACCUCACGAAAAGAAAUUAUUCUCCCAUUACUUGACCAUGGGUUCUAGGACACCAACCAAAUCUAAUAUUCAGUAUUGCAAAAAAGUAAUAGGCGGCAUGAUUUGGAAUCCAGCUAUGAGGAGAUCCAUGUCUGUUGAGCACCUAGAGACCAAAAGCCUUCCUUCUCGGUCUCCUCCAGUUACCCCAAACUGGAGAAGUCCUAGACUGCGUCAUGAGAUUCGUAGACCACGGCACUCAUCUGUAGACAAUCUUGCAAAUGAGAUUUCCUAUAUAACGGAAACAGAAGAUGUUUUUUAUACUUAUAAAGUUUCCCCAGCUUCAAAGGAUAGUGAUUCAGAGUUGUCACAGAAUCACAGCCCAGGGAGAAGGAAUAUAUUGGAAAAUAAUUCAACACAGAAUUCCUCAUCUCAGACAGCCAAUGGGGUUGGCAACCAUUCUGGGUCUUCUCCUUUGGAUGGAACAGAUAAACAACUUUUAGAAACAAAUGAAAAUGUUACAAAAGGACUUUCAAUUGAUGAUUCCAGUCAGUACUACUUUGAUAAGAAUGAUGUUAUUGAUGGAGACUUGCUUUUGAUACGCAUCUUACCAGAUGAAGAUGGGAAAUUUGGGUUUAAUCUGAAGGGUGGUAUCGAUCAGAAGAUGCCUCUAGUUGUGUCCAGAAUAAUUCCAGGCGCUCCUUCUGAUAAAUGUAUUCCAAAAUUGCUUGAAGGUGAUCAGAUUGUAUUAAUCAAUGGCCGGGACAUCUCUGAACAUACACAUGACCAAGUGGUGAUGUUUAUAAAAGCGAGCCGAGAGUCGCACACAAGAGAGCUUGUGCUUCUGAUCAGGCGGAAAGUUGCCAGACAAUUCGUUGAGUGCAAAUCAGAGGAUGAAGGCGAUAGCUUUAAUUUUCCAGAAACAAUUCUCCCCACCUGUUCAGGGUAUGGUGAGACCCUUGAGGAGACAAUGGAACAACUGAAGAAAGGGCUAGAAAGUGGAACGGUCCUAAUUCAAUUUGAGCAACUUUACAGAAAAAAGCCAGGAUUAGCUGUUACUUGUGCAAAGCUACCUCAGAAUAUGGACAAAAAUCGAUACAAAGAUGUUCUACCAUAUGAUGUAACCAGAGUAAUAUUACAAGGAAAUGAGGACUAUAUAAAUGCAAAUUAUGUGAAUAUGGAAAUUCCUUCUGCUGGUAUUGUGAACAAAUACAUUGCCACUCAAGGCCCUCUUCCACACACCUGUCCGCAUUUCUGGCAAGCAGUUUGGGAUCACAGAUUAUCACUGAUUAUCAUGUUGACAACCCUUACAGAACGAGGGCGGACCAAAUGUCAUCAUUAUUGGCCUGAUCCUCCAGACAUUAUGGAGUAUGGCAACUUCCGUGUCAAAUGUCGAUCUGAAGAUUGCACCAUUGCUUAUGUGUUUAGAGAAAUUGUUGUUACAAAUAUUGAAACGGAAGAAGAACAUACAGUCAAUCAUCUCCAGUAUGUGGCUUGGCCUGAUCAUGGUGUCCCCGAUGAUUCUACAGACUUUUUGGAAUUUGUGACCUAUGUGAGAGCAAAGAGGGUGGAAAAUGAGCCAGUUCUCGUGCACUGCAGUGCUGGAAUAGGCCGGACUGGAGUAUUGGUUGCUAUGGAAACAGCUGUGUGCUUAAUUGAAAGAAACCAACCUGUUUAUCCACUGGAUAUUGUACGAAAAAUGCGAGACCAUCGUGCUAUGAUGGUGCAAACAUCAAGCCAGUACAAAUUUGUCUGUGAAGCUAUUCUUCAUGUUUAUAAAGAAGGAAUUGUUCGCCCACUGGAUUCCAGCUAGCGUAACCGUGAAGAAAAGUUCAUCUGUGUAAAAACACAUGUAUCAAGCCCCUGUGGUUUGUGGUUAUAAAUGAUGGUGGAGCUAGCCAAGGCUCUUGGGAACAGAAAGCAAGCUUGUACUCUGGCACUUUAAAAUUCUAUAGAAAAUUACUGAACCAUGUACUAUACAUAGGAAGCAGGUAGGCUUGCAAAGGCAUGUGAUGUGGAACGUAUGAACAUGGAAAACAAUGAAAUCCUCAUGUAUCCUCUGUAUGCACCUUUUAUUGCCUUAAAAAACUUUUCAGACAUUACUGUAAUUCUAGUGCUUACCACUGGAAACUGGAAAAGACCAACUAGUAAUACUAGUGGGAAAGCAAUCCAAUUACGUGAAGAGCCAAGUGCCUUCAUCUCCUAGAGAGUUGAGUACUCCACAGCUCACACAAAAUUGGACUGAAUCAUCCAAUACAAGGUAGCAUUGGCAAUAUUAUUUAGCUUAUCAAACGUUUUUCUGAAAUGGAAUGCCAAAGGUUGAAGCAAUGACAUUGUAACCUCUGUAAAUCUAUCUGCAUCACUAUUAGAUGUUCAUAAACCAAGCAUAGAUUGCAUGAUAUACAGAAUAGUGCAAUGGUACGGCUUUAUGUGAGAGAGGAUGUAAUCAGUAUCUUCCCCUGGUUAUUUUUUAUAUGCCCUCUGUGUCUAUAUUGCUCUUUACCUUCUAGUUUGGUGUAUGGAAUAGUGAAGUUUUUAAAUUCAGUUUGUAAGAUCUGCUCUUCUUUCUGACUCAAAGUCUGUUAGACUUUAGAUGCAGAUGAUAACAGAUUGUUGCACAUAGCUGCUAAAAUUUCUUUGCUGUUAGGAUUAAUCCAGUGCUGGAUACAUAUUUACUGCUGAAAUGAAUAUGCUGUUGCUGCUAAAAUGUAAAGGGCAUAAAUGUUCAGAUGUAAAACACUGACUUCAUUGUCCCUUGGGAGAAAGUUUAUUCUACUCUAACUGUAGGCCAAUUCUUCCAUUGCCUUUGGAGCAUCAUUGCUAUUGCAAAGCCCCACCACUUUGUGUUUGGCUUCCAUUUUUAUUACCAUAUUUCUUCAAUUCUAAGAUGCACUUUUUCCCCAUAUAAACAUCUCUAAAAACGGGGUGUGUCUUAGAAUCGCGGGCGCGUCGUUUUUCUUAGAAUUAAAGCUUUUUUUCUAUUGGUGAUACUGAAAUUAAUGUGCGUCUUACAAUCGAAGAAAUACGGUAAUCCUUGGGUCAGAUUUCAUGGAAAUUAGUAUCCCCUUCGUAUUGUGGGCCACUGCUGCUUGCAUUUGCAAGUACCUACGAGAUUUGGUUUACAUAUAGAUAUAUAUAAGGGGGGAAAACCCAGAGAGUUUGUCCCUGCAGUGGCAAAAAUUCAAGGGGGCAAGGAAACAGAAGCUGCAGGGAAUUAAGUGGCCCUUAGUCAAAGAUCUUCUGGAAAACAUUUAUUUAGCUAGAAAGGAGAAGACCUAGAUUUUUCCCCGCUGAUGAAGAGCCAUGGUGCAAUCCUGUGACUGCUUAUUCCAUGUUUUUAGGAUCACAGCCUUAAUUCUUUCAUAAAUAAUUGAUUGCACUUGCAGUUUUGAGGGUUUCGGUGUAUGAAAAUAAAUAUUUGUAUGGUAGAAAAAUUAAAGACAGCAACUGUAUGAGUGGCCUACGAAUAGCAAUCACACUACAAAAGUAAUACAGAAAUUGGCCUUUUUUAUGUGGUGUGAGUGAGAUGGGGAAACAAAUUUGAAUGGCUAUAAAGUAAGAAUGAGUUGUACAUUGUUAAUUUGCUUUAAGGUACACUGGUCUCAGUUUCAUUUCAAAGGAGAGAAUUGGAAUAAAUAACCAUUGUGUGGUGUUUAAGACUUUGUCCUUGUUAAUAAUUCUCUAUUUGUUAAAUUUAAAGCAAAUGUUACAUAAGGGUGUCUAAAAUCAUGUUAUACAAAAUGUGAUUCUGAGGAAAGCUCUAGAAAUUUGAGAAACGUGGGGUUCAGCGUUAGUCAUACUUAGAGUAGACCAAUUGAAACUAAACACACAACAUUUCAGUGGGUAUACUCAGUAUGACAAUGGGCAGUAUCCAAAGGGGAUUCUCUGCCUCCGCUGGUUGUAUUGCACUCAGGCGAACUCACCUCUUGCACAACCAGGCUGUGGCGCUUCUAAAAAUAACCAUGAAAACAAGCAAAAACGCUUGUGUCUGGAUAGGGACAGGCCAGCGAAGACCCUUUCUUCAAGCUCCAAUAACCUGCCUUGUUCCAGAAAUGAGUGUUUUCGCUCAUUUCACAUUAUUUUUAGAAGCACCAAAGCCCUGAUGCACAAGAGGUGGUCCCACAAGUGCAUGGGCACAAUAGGAUACUACCCCGUCUGGAUCUAACCCAUUGUGUCUACGUAUUUAUCUGUAUUAAACUCUUUUUUUUUCUUUUUACUAUGCAGAUUUUAACUACAAAUGUAUUACAGUAGCAAUCAUCUUGGGGUUUUCCCAAGAGGCUCUUCUGUUUUGUUUUUUGUCUGGAAUCAAUAAUGGUGUGAAAAUGAAUGUAUAAUGCUUUAUAAUGGUGACACACUUUGCUCUGAAAACUGACUGUUCCAUAGGUUUUGUGUGGUUUUGGUUGUUUUUGAUGUGAAGAUGUUUGGUAACUUGUCUGAUUACCUGGUCUGUCUAUGACAUCUUUGUUGAAAAGGCGACCAGUUGUUUAUCAUGUUCUCCUUAUUCUAAUGAGGUUUAAUCCAAGAAUUUCCUUUAUUCUAAUAAGGUCUUAUUUGGGAGUUUAUUAUUGAACCACUGUUGUCUGGUGGAUAUGACGGAUUUAAAUGAAAUAGUUGAUUUUUGAUAAUCUGAUAUCAAGACUACUCAUCUUUUUUUUUUUGUCUUUUGGAAAAUAUUGUAUAAAAGUCAAAUAAGUUACAAAUUGAAAUGCUGUGUUGUCGUUAUAGGUAUUUAUCUGGCUGCUUCUAUUGGGGAGUGACUUAUUUCCACUGCAUCCAGUCAGAAUCUGUUAGGUGAAGUAUUGCAUUUACAAGGAGAAGCAGAGAAAGUGGUUGGGAAAAUGAGGGUUCCUCUUGGCCCAGAUGAUCUCACAUCUUGAGUAAGGCCUGAAUUCACAGUAGUCAUAUCUGUACUAUAACACUGUGUCAAAAGAGUGCAACAAGAAUAAACUAUAUUUUGAAACUGGUGCCAUAAAUAUGGGCAUGUCCUUACCAACUUUUAAAGUUAAUCCAGAACAUUUUUCACUCCAACUUAGUUGGGCCUGCUUCUUUGCCUGUAUCUCACCUGACUGUUCCUGGUAUUUUGAAAUCUGUCAUAACCUCCUAUAGGAUUUCCCCCUAAAAUCUGUUUAUCCAGAUUUCUGCCGUUAAUUUUUCAGAAGUAUAUUUCCGCUGAAUAUACUUCUGAAAAAUAUACUUUACCAUAAUUCCAUGCAAUUAUGGUAAAUAUUUUUAGAAAGUGCUAUGUCACUAAGCAUUCAUGAACGACAUCUCUGCAGGGCUGCAUGUACUAUGUGCUAUAAAGAAACAAAAUCUUACAUCAAAGUAACCCACAUUUUGGUACAAGAUGAGCUGAAUUCUGUGUUCAGUGUAAAUUGUGCAAAUACAAUUAAUUUGUAUGAUUUUUUUGCACAAUUUAUUCAGUCCAUGCUGACCAUGCAGAUUACUCAAACCCCAAUUCUUGACCACUGGAAAUGUUAUUCUGCAGUCCUCUGCUUUUUUACAUAUUUAUAAGUCAUUGCCCAUUCACAUUUAAGUAUGUUAUUGUAACCAUAAGGAGUAGAUCCAUAACUUAUGCAAGUAUUCAUUCACUCAUUAAGCUGCAGAAUGGGGUGAGAUAAAGCUAGAUAAAUCUAUAUUAAAAAUGGACCAUUGUUUGUUUCUUCAUCCCAAUAAUCAGAGGGACAGUCCUAGGUGCAUACUGAAACCACCACAGUACCUAGCAGAGCCUAAUUUGAAUACCUGCAGUCUCCUCCCACAUUCUAUGUUAAGACUGCACUACAUGGCGUCAACAUUGGCGAGAUCUCCCACACACAUGCCAUUUGCUUCGUUUACUCUCUAGCCUGAUGAAGACGUUGCGAACUUGCUAAUAUUUUGUGAUGUAAUAUGGGUGCAAUGCUGUGGCAUGCUGAGAGAUGGAAAAAGAGGAUUUUAUAUUACCUGAAGCUGGGAGUAUAUUCAAUUUGGCUUAUAUUUAAUUCUUUUUUUAACCUAGUACACUAUCUAAAACAGCUUUCCCCCAGCCUAGUGUCCUCCAGACAUUUUGGACUACACUUCCCAGCAUUCCUGACCAUUGGCUAUGCUGGCUGGGGCUUGCAGGAGUGGCAGUCCAACACAUCUGGAAGGAACCAGUUUGGGGAAGAGUGAUACUGAUCUAAAAUUAUCUCCAGCUUUGUUAGAAAGAAACUACACAGUUUAUAUUCUGUUUUCCACCAACCAAGAAACCUGUGAAUUUCACCUAAGGAUGGAGACAGAGCCGGGUUAGAGCUGGAUUUUAUAUUUUCAAAAAUAGUGGGUUAACCAGUGUUUCAUCAUCCCCACAGUUCUGGGGACAGUCCUAGAUGCAAUCAGAAACAAUCACAACUAGUACAGCCUAAUUUGAAUGUCUGCAGCCUCCUCCCACAUUUAGACUGACUAAAUGCAGACUCCAUGUCUUCAACAUUAACUAUUUUUCCCCCUCUGGCAUGUUUCCUUUGUUUACCAUCUAUCGUGAUGAAGACUUCUGGCAAAUUCAGAAGCUUGUGCAAUAUCUUGUGACCUUUGGUUGGCCUAAUAAAGUUAUGGCUCUCGUAAGAUUUUUUAAAUAAAACAAAAAACUAUUUCUAAAAAGUUGCCUUGUAUAUCAGACUUGAAAUUGUAGCUGGC